Adineta steineri is the source of this 642-nucleotide messenger RNA. The record is from the annotation of a GenBank genome assembly. Lineage: Eukaryota; Metazoa; Rotifera; Eurotatoria; Adinetida; Adinetidae.
AUGUCAUCGACAAGUAAAAGUUGGAUAGUUGUUUGUAUAAGUGAUACACAUCAACGUCACCGUCAAUUAACAGAUCGAUUAAAAUCUUCUCAUAAUGGUGAUAUAUUAAUACAUGCUGGUGAUAUAACUAAUUUCAGUCGUGGAAUAAAACCACUUGAUGAUUUUGAUCAAUGGUUAAAUGAACUUCCAUUUAAACAUAAAUUAAUUAUUGGAGGAAAUCAUGAAACUAUUUCAAAUGUAACUCUUAAUCAUGGAAGAGUUUUACAAAAUGAACAAAUUAUUAUUGAUGAUUGUCUUCGUAUCUUUGGUUCAAAAUGGCGUCCAGUAGGAGAUUCAGCAUGGUCCGAUAUUCCAUUAAAUUCACAUAUUACAAUAACACAUAAUCCACCAUUUUCAUCGAAUGGAGAAGAUGUUGAUUUAGAAUAUAAUUUAACAAAAAGAUUAGAAAAACUAAAUAGACCUUUACUUUCAAUUUUUGGUCAUAUACAUAGUGAUUAUGGAGUUUAUAGACAAUCGAAUGGAAUUAUAUUUGCAAAUGCAGCAUGUUCACCACGUUCUCAAUCACAACCAUUGAAUGAUCCAUUAAGAUUUAAAAUUUCGAUCGAUGAAAAUCAAAUAUUAUCUAUUGAACAUCUUAUUUAA